AUGAAUCUUGAAUUACUUGAAUCAUUCGGUCAGAACUAUCCAGAGGAAUUUGAUGGAACAUUAGAUUCUAUAUCACUAGCUGCAACAUGUGCCUUUAAUCGUCGAGGUACAUUAUUAGCUGUUGGCUGUAAUGAUGGAAGAAUAUUUAUCUGGGACUUUCUAACAAGAGGCAUUGCAAAAUCUAUAUCUGCUCAUGUGUAUCCUGUUUGCAGCUUAAGUUGGUCUAGAAAUUGUAAAAAGCUUCUGUCAUCAUCAACCGAUCAUAAUGUAUGCAUAUGGGAUGUACUAUCAGGAGAAUGUGAGCAGAGGUAUAGAUUCCCAACACCAAUACAGAGAGUUCAGUUUGAUCCACGGAAUGACAAGCGUUUUCUUGUUUGUCCGAUGAGGCAUGCUGCUUUACUUGUUGACACUGAAGGAGGUCAUAAGAUACUACCAAUUGAUGAUGAUGGUGACGUCAAUGUAAUAGCAUCAUUUGAUCGGCGUGGCGAUUACGUUUACACGGGGAAUGCAAAAGGAAAAAUAUUAAUACUGGACUCACAGAAAUUAACAGUAAAAGCCAGUUUCAAGAUAACUGUUGGUACAUCUAGCACUACUGGUAUCAAAAGUAUUGAAUUUGCUAGACGAGGCGAUUGCUUUCUGGUGAACACAUCGGAUCGAGUUAUAAGAGUCUACGACACGAACCCUGUUUUGAAGAGUGGUGUAAAUGGGGAACCGGAGCCUAUACAAAAGUUACAGGACCUUGUAAAUAAAACUACGUGGAAAAAGUGCUGUUUCUCAGGAGACGGUGAAUAUAUCUGUGCGGGAUCAGCGCGCCAACAUGCACUCUAUAUUUGGGAGAAAUCUAUCGGGAACCUGGUGAAAAUUUUACACGGCACUAAAGGAGAGAUGUUGCUGGAUGUUGUGUGGCAUCCCAUAAGACCAAUUAUUGCUAGCAUCAGUGCGGGCGUUGUUUCAAUCUGGGCUCAAAACCAAGUGGAAAAUUGGUCAGCUUUCGCUCCCGAUUUCAAGGAGUUGGACGAAAAUGUGGAAUAUGAAGAGAGAGAAAGCGAAUUUGACGUUGAAGACGAGGAUCGGUCUGUGGAUAUGGCGGGGGAAAGUCGCGAUGACGAACAAGUGGAGGUGGAUGUGACAACAUGCGAACCAGUAGCAGCCUUUUGCAGUUCUGAUGAAGAAGGCGAAGACGAGAACCUCCUCGCAUUUCUGCCUAUUGCACCAGAGAUAGAAGAACCAGAGGAUGGCUGGGCUGCAACCCAAGAAACGGUCACACCAAGCGAGACACCUGAGAAGCUGCAACCGGCUGCUAAACGUCCGCGGACUGCUACAUACGACAUUGCGCUUAAUAUCGAUCCCCCAGAGCAACCAAUAGCGUAUAGUGGCAAAAAUAAACAAGCCGCUGGUAGCAAAAAAGUCGCCGGGAGACCAAGAAAAUAA
Messenger RNA from Leptosia nina, 1431 nucleotides. NCBI's taxonomy places the organism in Eukaryota, Metazoa, Arthropoda, Insecta, Lepidoptera, Pieridae. The record is from the annotation of a GenBank genome assembly.